AUGGAUGUUGGCAAAGGCGUGUUCAUGGUGGGUGUAUCGAUUUKUGCAGUUAAAUCACAAGAAGGAUCAGCGUCAAUGUCUGGUGAAUCUUCUGUUGGAUUUUCAUCUUCCAUAUUCAUACGUGAAUGUAUAUCCGUACACGUAGGACAAGCUGGAGUUCAAAUCGGCAACGCGUGCUGGGAAUUGUACUGUCUGGAACAUGGUAUCCAACCGGACGGACAGAUGCCGUCCGACAAGUCUGUGGGCAGCGGAGACGAUAGCUUUAAYACCUUUUUCAGCGAAACCGGCGCGGGAAAACACGUACCCCGGGCCGUGUUCAUUGAUCUCGAACCGACCGUCGUUGACGAAGUGAGAACCGGAACGUACAGGCAGCUAUUCCACCCGGAGCAACUGAUCACCGGUAAGGAAGACGCGGCCAACAACUAUGCCCGCGGCCAUUAUACAAUCGGCAAAGAGAUCGUCGACCUAGUGCUGGACCGGAUCAGGAAGUUGGCCGAUCAGUGUACCGGGCUUCAAGGGUUUUUGAUAUUCCACUCGUUCGGCGGCGGCACCGGUUCCGGCUUCGCGUCAUUGCUCAUGGAACGGCUCAGCACCGAUUACGGAAAGAAGAGCAAAUUGGAAUUUGCCAUUUACCCCGCACCCCAAGUAUCGACGGCCGUUGUGGAACCGUACAACUCGGUACUGACCACGCACACUACGCUAGAACAUUCUGACUGUGCGUUUAUGGUGGACAAUGAGGCAAUCUACGACAUAUGCCGGCGGAACUUGGACAUCGAGAGGCCCACGUACACGAAUCUCAACCGGCUGAUCGGGCARAUCGUGUCGUCUAUCACGGCGUCGCUGAGAUUCGACGGCGCGCUGAACGUCGACCUGACCGAGUUCCAGACAAACUUGGUACCGUACCCGCGCAUACACUUCCCUCUGGCCACAUACGCGCCGGUCAUAUCGGCCGAGAAGGCAUACCACGAACAGCUGUCCGUGGCCGAGAUAACCAACGCGUGCUUCGAACCGGCAAACCAGAUGGUCAAGUGCGACCCCCGGCACGGCAAGUACAUGGCGUGUUGCAUGCUGUACCGCGGCGACGUGGUGCCCAAGGACGUGAAUGCCGCGAUCGCCACCAUCAAGACCAAGCGGACCAUCGUGUUCGUCGACUGGUGCCCAACUGGGUUCAAAGUGGGUAUCAACUACCAGCCGCCUACCGUGGUGCCGGGCGGUGACCUGGCCAAGGUCCAGCGGGCCGUUUGCAUGUUAUCCAACACCACAGCAAUCGCCGAGGCAUGGGCCCGGCUCGACCAUAAGUUCGAUCUCAUGUACGCGAAACGGGCGUUCGUCCACUGGUACGUUGGCGAGGGCAUGGAGGAGGGAGAGUUUUCCGAGGCCAGGGAGGACCUGGCGGCGCUUGAGAAGGAUUACGAGGAGGUGGGCAUGGACUCCACCGAGGGCGACGGCGAGGCCGGCGAAGAGAUAUGAAUUACCAUUCCCGGUCAUCGACACCA
Molecule: messenger RNA, 1496 nt
Organism: Diuraphis noxia (Russian wheat aphid)
Lineage: Eukaryota; Metazoa; Arthropoda; Insecta; Hemiptera; Aphididae
Product: tubulin alpha-1 chain-like
Biological process (GO): microtubule-based process
Cellular component (GO): microtubule
Molecular function (GO): GTP binding; structural constituent of cytoskeleton
Source: RefSeq, a predicted model, not a curated record